This is a messenger RNA of Amaranthus tricolor (Joseph's coat), 1182 nucleotides long. RefSeq lists its product as uncharacterized. Bases 1 to 1182 code for a protein of 393 amino acids. The record is from RefSeq and is a predicted model, not a curated record. The transcript has 2 exons. NCBI's taxonomy places the organism in Eukaryota, Viridiplantae, Streptophyta, Magnoliopsida, Caryophyllales, Amaranthaceae.
AUGCAACAAAAUCAAUGUAGUCUACAAAAACCCCCUCAAUCAUCAUCAAAGGGUUUAUUGGAAGCCCAGAACACAUGGAGUACUGCAAAAUUUGUGGGUAUCUCAACAAAUGAUGAAGAGGCUGUGGUAGCUGGCCUCAGAAAGUCGAAAAGACUCUUAAUCAUGGAUGGUGAAAGGAGCAUAGUUAUUAGGAAAUUAGUAAACCAGCAAACAGUAACGUUUAUGGGCCUCGUUGAGACGAAGCAUAAAAACUCCAUGAGAAGUAGGAUGAAAAGAAUGUGGGGUAACCACGAGUUUAACAUGUGCGUGGUGUAUGCUAGCAAUACGAAUGGAGGUGGGUUCAUUGCAAUUUGGGACACGAGAACUUUCAAUGCCCUAAAUGAACAUAUGGGCAAUAGGUGGAUCCUAUUAGAAGGUCGUAUCAACAAACAUAAUUUCGAAUGUUAUGUGGGAGUGAUAUAUGGGCAAAACGACAGAGUAGGAAGAUAUCAUUUGUUUGAGGAGCUUAACCAAUUAGUGAUAGCUGUUAAUAAACCUGUCCUUCUGUUGGGUGAUUUUAAUGUCAUCUUACACGAUAGGGAGAGAAUUGGAUCAUUUAGAUGCAACCUAAGCAUGAGAGAAUUCGCAGAAUGGAUUGUUGAUUUGGGCUUGAUCGAUAUACCCCUGCAUGGUAUUAAAUUCACAUGGAGACGAAAUGAAUCCAAAAGCAAAAAAGAUAGAGGCCUCUGCUGCCAGUCAUGGCUGACGAAAUUCCCAAAUAUGAGUAUGGUGGGUCUAAAAAGAAGCUUUUCUGAUCAUAACCCGCUACACCUAUCUCUCGAACCUAGCACCAACUGGGGCCCCAAACCUUUUAGAUGCUAUGAUGCAUGGUUCUCAAAUUCGAACUUCAAAAGCUUCCUCAUCAAUGAAUGGAGAAACAUCCCAAAUAUGUCCCUGCACAACAAGAUGAAAAUCCUCAAGGCCCCUCUCAAUACAUGGAGAAAAGAACAUUUUGACACCAUGGAUAACAAAAUUUCUGAGCUAGAAUCGGUUAUACACAGCCUUGAAAGACUAAGUGAUGAUAGGGAACUCAAUAAUAUGGAAACGGCCAGGUUGAAUGCUGGUAAUAGCCUUCUUCACUUGUGGCUCAUAAGAAGAGAAAGAGUGUGGAGUCAAAAAGCCAGACAUAUGGCUUCAACAUGA